CCCGGCAUCCCCUAUGAGCGGCGUCUUCUCAUCAUGGCGGACCCGCGGGACAAGGCGCUGCAGGACUACCGCAAGAAGCUGCUGGAGCACAAGGAGAUCGACGGGCGCCUCAAGGAGUUAAGGGAACAGCUUAAAGAGCUCACUAAGCAAUACGAAAAGUCUGAAAAUGACCUGAAGGCUUUACAGAGUGUCGGACAGAUUGUGGGUGAGGUACUUAAACAACUAACAGAAGAAAAAUUCAUUGUGAAAGCUACAAAUGGACCAAGAUACGUUGUGGGGUGUCGUCGUCAGCUGGACAAAAGUAAAUUGAAGCCUGGAACCAGAGUUGCUCUGGAUAUGACAACGCUAACAAUCAUGAGGUAUUUGCCAAGAGAGGUAGAUCCAUUGGUAUAUAACAUGUCUCAUGAGGACCCUGGGAAUGUUUCUUAUUCGGAGAUUGGAGGGCUCUCGGAACAAAUCAGGGAAUUAAGAGAGGUAAUAGAGCUGCCUCUCACAAAUCCCGAAUUAUUCCAGCGCGUAGGAAUCAUACCCCCAAAGGGUUGCUUGCUAUAUGGCCCACCAGGAACGGGAAAGACACUCUUAGCAAGAGCCGUGGCCAGCCAGCUGGAUUGCAAUUUCUUAAAGGUCGUGUCUAGUUCUAUUGUAGACAAGUAUAUUGGCGAAAGCGCUCGCCUGAUCAGAGAAAUGUUCAACUAUGCCAGAGAUCACCAACCCUGCAUCAUUUUCAUGGAUGAAAUUGAUGCUAUUGGUGGCCGCCGAUUUUCUGAGGGUACUUCAGCUGAUAGAGAGAUUCAGAGAACACUAAUGGAGUUGCUGAAUCAGAUGGAUGGCUUUGAUACUCUGCAUAGAGUUAAAAUGAUCAUGGCUACAAACAGACCAGACACCCUGGAUCCUGCUCUGUUGCGUCCGGGAAGAUUAGAUAGAAAAAUACACAUUGAUCUACCAAAUGAACAAGCAAGAUUAGAUAUUUUGAAGAUUCAUGCGGGGCCCAUCACCAAACAUGGCGAAAUAGAUUAUGAAGCAAUUGUGAAGCUUUCAGAUGGCUUUAACGGAGCAGAUCUGAGAAAUGUUUGCACUGAAGCAGGUAUGUUUGCAAUUCGCGCCGAUCAUGAUUUUGUAGUACAAGAGGAUUUCAUGAAAGCGGUCAGGAAAGUGGCCGAUUCUAAGAAGUUAGAAUCUAAACUGGACUACAAACCUGUCUAAAUUGCCGAGUAGUUUGUAAUGACUGACUGCAUGAAAGAUGGUGACAAUGUAAAAAUAAAGUCGGGGAAAAAAAAAAAUCAUGUAUGUAUUGGCUGUGAUAUCAUUGAAAAAAUGUCCGUAUGACAUCGUAAAUUAGUAACUCAAUAACUCUAGUUUCCAAAUUAGUACAGAAGGACCUCUGUACGUUUGUAAACGUUGCAUUUGUUGCAGCACAAGAUGAGUGUAUUAAUGGUUUUUUGAAACAUUUACUACGUGAGCAAUUUAUAAGACACCGAAGCGGUUUGAAAUAGAUCUUGAGUGCAUUCUUAUUACUUUUAUAUCAUUUAAUUUGCUUUCCUCACCCAAAUAAAAUUUGUUGACUCCGUUCUCCUACA
Molecule: messenger RNA, 1577 nt
Organism: Tachyglossus aculeatus (Australian echidna)
Lineage: Eukaryota; Metazoa; Chordata; Mammalia; Monotremata; Tachyglossidae
Gene: PSMC6
Product: proteasome 26S subunit, ATPase 6
Exons: 14
Coding region: 34-1203 (389 amino acids)
Biological process (GO): positive regulation of RNA polymerase II transcription preinitiation complex assembly
Cellular component (GO): proteasome regulatory particle, base subcomplex; cytosolic proteasome complex
Molecular function (GO): proteasome-activating activity; ATP binding; ATP hydrolysis activity
Source: RefSeq, a predicted model, not a curated record